AUGAAGGUCGCUGUCAUCCUCCUCUCGUGCCUCGCCUUCGCCACCUCCUCCCGGCGCCCCUACCCGAGCCGCUACCCAGGCUCAGGAGGCGGCAUCCACGGCGGCGGCUCCCCUAUUGUCUUCCCCGACGAGAUAAAGGGCAGUGGGGGAGGAGGCCACAUUCACCCACAGCCUGGAGUUGGUGGUGGUGUUGUUGGUGGUGGGUCCUUCUUCCCCCCACCUGUUGGCCAUGGUGGCGAGCCGCUGGUCACCAAACUCUGCCCACGCACUUCUUCCCUGAUCCACGACUCCUUCUUAGGACACAACUACCACUUCUCCUGGUGCGCUGACGGUGGCCAGCGCUACAUCUGGCAGGGCGCCCGCGACUACUGCACCGGUCUGGGCCGCGGCUGGUACCCCGUGGCCAUCGAUACUGCCGAGGAGGACAGAUACAUCAUCAAUAUUGUUGGCACCCACCAAUCUCCCUGGAUCUGGACUGGAGGCAACAGACUGGACAACAAUAAGUUCAUCUGGAAAUGGCUGGACGGAAGGCCUUUGACCUACUUCAACUGGGGCCAGACUGGAUCACAAAACCUACCUCAGCCUGACAACGCCGAGAACAACAACGAGCAAUGCCUGGCUCUCCUUAACCAGUUCUACCCAGGGGACCUCAUCACCUUCCACGACAUUGGCUGUCACCACACCAAGCCAACCAUCUGCGAGUAUUCUGAUGACGUGCAGGUUCCCGCGCCCCAGUACGGUUAGGGCACUAGUUAGGGCAUCGGUAGGUUAGGGGAUAUUGUCUGUCUAACGGUCUAAUGCAAGAGUUGUUCAGGGUCUUUCGCUCUUUCACUUUACCCGGAUUGUUAAAUGUGCAAAGCUAGAUUUGGUGUGUGUGUGUGUUUUUUUUUUUUUUUUUUUUUUUUAAUGCAGGAGUUGAUUAAUUUAUCUAGUGUCUUUCGCUCCUUCACCAUUUUCGAUAAGUUGGUGGUGGACUGCUUAACUACCUAGUGCAAGAGUUACCUGGAAUCUUUCACUCUUCCACCCGGAGUUUAAUGAAAUGGUGGCCUGCUUAAACUACCAAUGCAAAGGUUACGUAGAGUCUUCCGCCUUUCACCCAGAACUGAUAAAGCAAGACGGACUGCUUCACUACCUAAUGCAAGGCUUGUCUAGAUCUUUAAUUUCUUCUGGACUUUGUAUGGACUGUUAAACUGCCUAAUAAAAGACCUAAUUUAAUCAGUACUUUAACCCCAUCACUUUGACUGCUACACUCUGGGACUUUUAUCUAUUUCUGUAUGAUAUCCUUCUUUCUCUUCCUACCUAUGACUUGCACUGUUUCUAAGGAGUAUCGUAAGACCUAAGAAGCUAAAUUACCUAACAAAUAUAUUUUUUUCAAUUUUUUUUUAACAUAGACGAGGGAAAGUGAGCUGUUUUUUUUUUUUAUCCCCCUUUUUUUUUCUAAUUUAUUUCUUGCUAGAGAGAUGAAUAGACAAAACUUCAGUCCCGUGUCUUAUCUUCCGUAAUUACGACCAUAGUGGGAAAGGGUAAUGCUUCUGCAAAGGGUAAUGCAAAGGUCACUGGUGGUGUUGGUUUAAAAAAAGGGUUAUUAAAUGCAGGGUGUGAAUGAUCUUGAUGGAAAUUAUAUUAUUGUAAUUUAUCAGUAUUAGAAUAGGAGAAACUUAUGUAUGAGAGAGAGAGAGAGAGAGAGAGAGAGAGAGAGAGAGAGAGAGAGAGAGAGAGAGAGAGAGAGAGAGAGAGAGAGAGAGAGAGAGAGAGAAUAACUGUGAUGCUUCAGGACACUAGUUACGAUUGUUACUUGCUUGUCUCGAGUGUUCAAGAUGUAACUAAUUAGAGAUGGAUAAAUACACCUGUGAUUAACAUUCCAACAGGUGAUUGGAGGAAUAAUAAUGUAAUAAUGUGAGGUUACGUGAAUAAAUUGCUGGAAUGUC
Molecule: messenger RNA, 1928 nt
Organism: Scylla paramamosain (green mud crab)
Lineage: Eukaryota; Metazoa; Arthropoda; Malacostraca; Decapoda; Portunidae
Product: C-type lectin lectoxin-Enh6-like
Exons: 4
Coding region: 1-744 (247 amino acids)
Source: RefSeq, a predicted model, not a curated record